UUAAGACAGGUUAUAAGUUUAAAUAUUUAAUUCUUAAGCCUAAAAUGCAGUCAAUGGUGUAAAUACUCGAAAUACUUAAACUUAAAACGUAAAUUAAGAAGAAUACAAAAACGGAAAAGUACACCGUGGUUCAUGGGCGCUGAACUUUCAACGGCGGUUGCCUAUAACGAAGGACGUUUGAGCUUUCAGUUUCAGUAGCAUUCCGUCAUUUGUGCCGAGAGUAGCGACUCAGUUAAUCAUACACAAAAAACCUAAUAGUGCAAUAUUGUAAGCGUUUUAGUUCAGUGAUUUUAUAAAUGUGAUUAUUUACACAGUGAUAAGAGGUACCUAUAUGUGAAGUCAAAAACUUGGAUUAUUAGAAAAGUCAAAUAUCUCCAAAAUGAACUGACUCACGUUUUUUAUAAUAUGCGAGUAAAAAAAAAUGUGUAUUCGUGUAUGGAUAAAGGGAUUUAGAAUUGAACGAUUGUAUUUCUACAAAAAUAAUUGAAUAUUAAGUCCUAAAUAAUGUCGACUGAUAUAAAUGAAGAUUUAGAAGACGAAAUAAGCCUAACUGACAGGUUUGUAAAAUACUAUCCGUUGGCUGUUGUAUGUCUCGGAAGCUUGGGAAAUUGUAUAUCAGUGUUAGUGUUUUUCGGGACAAAAUUACGAAAACAAUCGUCAUCAUAUUAUUUAUCUUCAUUAGCAAUCAGUGAUACAUUAUUUUUAUUAAUACAACUGAUGCCUGUACUAUCGAAAGUUGGAAUUGGGAUAUACCACAUGCAAGGUUUUUGUCAAUUUUUCGUCUACUUGGCCCAGAUUUGCAGUUUUAUUAGCGUGUGGCUAGUUGUGGUGUUUACAUCAGAACGUUUUAUUGCUGUUCGAUAUCCAUUACACAGAUCAGUGAUAUGCACAGUAUACAGAGCUAAAAUUGUACUUAGCAUAUUAAUCACGUUUGCAUUAAUAGUACAUAUCCCGUAUUUAGUGAUUUCAGGACCUAACGACAUAGUCUUAGCAAAUAACUCAACAACGACAGAAUGUAGUUUGAACUUUUCAUGGUACGAAUUAUAUACGUGGCUAAACUAUGCAGACGUAUUGAUGAACAUGAUGAUACCAUUUUUCCUGAUCGUAAUAUUCAAUAGCAUGAUUUGUCAAUCUGUGUGCCGGUUAGCUAGAAUAAGACGAACUAUGACACUUCACCCAUCUAGAAGAAGACAAUCUACAUCACAAAACUCGCAACACACAUCUCAAAUAAAAGUCACAGAAAUGCUUUUAGUCGUGUCUACAGUGUUUUUAUGUCUUAAUCUGCCAUCAUACGUAUUCCGAGUAUGGAUGGUAUGGGACACUAUAACAUCGGCAAAGUACAAAACUAUACAAGUCAUUGCAAAUCAAAUGUACAACACACAUUUUGGAAUAAAUUUCGUACUGUACUGUGUAAGUGGCCAAAAUUUUCGAAGAGCUUUGGUUGAACUUUGGAAUAAAAGAAGACAUUCCAAUAAAAGAUUAAAGGAAACACAGGUUACAACAGUAUUAUCAGAAUUUUCAAAAAGUGGGGUUGGAUCAAAACAAACUACCGUCAACGGAACUUGGAAAGAAGUUCAUGAACUCAUACCAAUUGCACACAGUUAAUAUCUUAAAGAUUAACUCAUUUUUUAAUAUAAUGUACAAAUAUGGUUAAUAUCUUAUAUUUAUGUAUAUAUAAUAUAUAUUAUAAUGUAAUAAACAUUUUAUACAGUAAUUAUGUUGUAAUAAAUAGGUGUGGAUAAAGAGUGUGGUGUGUAGGAGUAUAUUCUCCUACUAUUCAACCCACCCCCCCC
This is a messenger RNA of Acyrthosiphon pisum (pea aphid), 1793 nucleotides long. It is a transcript of the gene CNMaR, whose product is annotated as G-protein coupled receptor. NCBI's taxonomy places the organism in Eukaryota, Metazoa, Arthropoda, Insecta, Hemiptera, Aphididae. Gene Ontology annotation, cellular component: plasma membrane. Gene Ontology annotation, biological process: G protein-coupled receptor signaling pathway. The transcript is spliced from 7 exons. The record is from RefSeq and is a predicted model, not a curated record. Gene Ontology annotation, molecular function: G protein-coupled receptor activity. Bases 505 to 1605 code for a protein of 366 amino acids.